CGUUUAGCUUGUCAAGUGACGGUCUUGCCGGAGUUAUUAUGUUUUCCUGUGUGUUAUAUCGGGGUAAUUACUUUUAAACGAGCAGUGAUGAAAAACGAUGAAGAAGGAAAGCAUCAGUUUUACAUCUGUAACUGUUUCACGACUGAUAAUAUUUUCCUGGAGGACUACAAACUCCAUGUUCGCUUUGUAUCGGAGCAGCAGUUCAGACUGGACUAUGAGGCACUGCUGAGGACGCUUGGUUGCGUUACGGACCAGCAGUUUGAGGAUGUGCUCAACAAGAUUUCACAGGAAGUGGACAGGCGAAGGCGUCUCAGUGUGACGUCUGCCGAGAGAGCUGCUGUUAUCAAAGACAUGUACCAGCCGCUCCAUCCUCACGUCUACCAUCUGCAGGAGUCUUACCUCACUCCAAAGUUCAAGCAGAUCGUCGAGUACUGUCGAAGCAGCGAUGCCAGUGAACGAGGUGUCUUAGACUUGUUGGAGGAAGAGGCAGCUCCAAGGGUUUAUCGCCUGCCUGUGUUUAAGAAAAGCUUCUGUGAGGAUCUGCUGGAGGAGCUGGAGCACUUUGAGCAGUCUUCAGCCCCUAAAGGAAGACCCAACACCAUGAACCAUUAUGGGAUCCUCCUGAAUGAACUGGGCUUUGACGAGAGUUUCUUCACACCUCUCUGUGAGCAGUACCUACAUCCGCUCUCCUCCCUGCUGUACCCAGACUGUGGAGGUCACUGUCUGGACAGCUACAAGGCCUUCGUGGUCAAAUAUGACAUGAAUGAAGACCUGGACCUGAGCUACCACUACGACAACGCAGAGGUCACCCUCAAUGUUUCCCUGGGCAAGGACUUCACUGAUGGAAACCUUUAUUUUGGUGAUAUGAGACAGGUUCCUAUAAGUGAGACCGAGUGUUCAGAGGUUGAGCACAGGGUGACCGAGGGCCUCCUCCACCGGGGCCAACACAUGCACGGGGCCCUGCCCAUCUCCUCCGGUCAGCGCUGGAACCUCAUCAUUUGGAUGAGAGCUUCGCAGGAACGCAACAAACUGUGCCCCAUGUGCAACAGGAAGCCGACACUGGUGGAAGGAGAGGGCUUCGCUGACGGGUUCACCAAACACUCUGAUGCCCCGCUGAACGUUUCCUGUGUGCUGACGUAAUGUAUACGUCUGCUGUCGGCCUUUUAUUAAAAACGCUGUGAGUAGGAUUUGAAAUUUUUGGCUUUGGCGUCCCCCAGGUGGUGGUUUCAGAGAUUACAGUGAGGCAGACAGCAGUGUGUGCUGCUACCUCCCACACACGCGGUCGGAAAAAUCAUUUUGGUUCAUCUGUCCGUUGAUACAGUUGAAUAGAUAGAUAUAGAUAUAGAUGUAGAGGUGAUUGUAAUCCAAAUUGGAAUGAUUAAUAUUUAUUGUUUGAACUGUUAGGAAAUCAUGAUGGUACUAUAAUUCUGGGCCUCAGACAUUCAGUUUAGUGUCCUAUUUUGUGUUGUGUAUAUUAAUGAGUUUAUUGUCUCAGAUAAUAGUCCAAUAAUAACAAAAAACAUACUGGUCAAGCCACUGUAUUUAUGUACAAUAUUACUGUAUUUUGUGCCAAAGAUUAUUUAUAGAGAAUGUGUAUUUUAAAAUUAGGACUUUAGUGAUCUUAUGUUUUCCUUCCUAGUACUGAAAGUCAGGGGUCUGAUUCUGCUCUCUUUUCCCAGAUCUAAAAUCAGUAAACUGCUUUUUGUAAAACUGAUCCUUUUUGUAUGAGGUAACAAGAGGUCAGCGUUGCAGUGGCACUCAGUUCUGAUGAAUGUAGCUGGAAUACGUGACCGGUUUUCAGCUUUGCAAAUUUUGAUUUAUGAGAAAGGAAAUUUACUCAACACAUUUGUUGGACCUCAGAGAUACACACAGUGUGUUUUGGCGGAAAAUAAACAUAACGUUUGUAAGAAAACUGAUGUCAAGUGAUGUCACUUGAGACAAUGUUGGCUGAGGCUGAAGACUACAAGUCUGAAAAUGAAGAAAAUCUGAGGGUGUGAAGUUAGAAAGAAGUGAAGUUACUAGACCUCUGUAUCCUGAUCCUCAUCUCAGACUGAGGCUGACGGCCCGAGGCUAAACACUGCUACUAACAAAACAGACCCAGUUCUGUGACAGACCGGUUGGUGGUCGAGUUGCCUUGUGGGUAAUGUAGGUGCAAGUUUUUGACAAGAAGAAUGUAUGAAAUAAAAAAGAUGAUAUU
Molecule: messenger RNA, 2197 nt
Organism: Toxotes jaculatrix (banded archerfish)
Lineage: Eukaryota; Metazoa; Chordata; Actinopteri; Toxotidae
Gene: ogfod2
Product: 2-oxoglutarate and iron-dependent oxygenase domain containing 2
Exons: 7
Coding region: 88-1140 (350 amino acids)
Molecular function (GO): L-ascorbic acid binding; oxidoreductase activity, acting on paired donors, with incorporation or reduction of molecular oxygen; iron ion binding
Source: RefSeq, a predicted model, not a curated record